Molecule: messenger RNA, 2394 nt
Organism: Pogona vitticeps (central bearded dragon)
Lineage: Eukaryota; Metazoa; Chordata; Lepidosauria; Squamata; Agamidae
Gene: HMMR
Product: hyaluronan mediated motility receptor
Cellular component (GO): membrane
Molecular function (GO): hyaluronic acid binding
Source: RefSeq, a predicted model, not a curated record
GUGGCGGCUUUUUGAAUUUGCCUCUUCGUCCUUCCAGCGGGUGCGGCGCGAUGUCGUUCCCGAAGGCUCCUCUCCGGCGCUUCAACGAGGCCCCGACUUGUGCCCCACCUCCAGGUUCUUAUGACAUCAAAACUUCAGACCCUUCAAAAGGACCUGUGUCUUUUGACAAGUCUGAACGAUUCAAAGUACAUGCAGGGGAUCCUGAAUCUCAGCAGAAUGCAAGCAGUUUUAAACAGCCACCCUCUCCAUCAACUGGUAGAAAAUUGGAAUCUUUUCGUUCAAGAUCCAGCAGUUCAGGAAAGAGACCUGAAAAGGAUUUGGCUGCCAUGAAAGACUCAAGAAAGCAAAGGGAGCUAGAAAAAGAGAUUCGAGUACUAAUUGGAGAACGAAACCAGAAGGACAAAAGGCUGCAGGCUUUGGAGGACGAUCUUGCCAAAUCUGAAUCGAAACUCUGUGCUUUGUUGAGGGAGAAAAACUCUCUUUUGGCAAAUGUUGCUUCAUUGGAAAAACAUCUUCUGGAACUGAGGAGAAGCAAUGAAUUGCUGAAAACAAAGUGUUUUGAAGAAGGAACACAGAAGAAAAUGAACAAUCUAUGGACUGAAGUGAUGAAGCUUAGGCACCAGCUGAAUGCUAGGAAGAUAGCCCUUGUUAAGCAGGGAAACAUGGAAACAAAGCUGAACGCAGCCCAAGAAACUUUGGAGCAUUCAAAAGAGAAAGCAGCACCACAGGAAGAACAGCUUACUGCAAGUGAGAGUGAGGCUGAAGAGAAAUGUGACUCAGAUCAACUGUUGGAAUAUAUUGCAGAGCUUGGCAAUGUUGCAGCGCAGUUUGAUGAUAAAUACACACUGGAAGUUGCCAGGUUAGAGGAAAUAAUAGAAGCCAAGAGCAGGGACAUUGAAGCAUUGAAAAAUGAUCUUCAAGUGAAAGAAGCAACAUUGUCUACACAAACUGAAGAGCUGAAUGAGAAGUGCAAGAUGCUUGAACAGCAAAAAGAGAAGAUUGUAAGAGAACAUGGAGAAAAGGAACAAUCUGCGAAUGCUGAGAUAAAACAACUGAAGGAACAAUUGGAUCUAGAAAGACAGGAACACCACAAACUGAAGGAAAUCUGCAGGGAGGAAUCUGUUGCUAUUCAUCAAAAGCUGCUUGCAUUCCAAGAAGAGGUGGCUAAAGAGAGAGAGGUUUUAGAGAGAGAAUUGAAGGAAACCAUGAAUGAAGUGGAUAAACUGCACACCGAGGAAAAUGAAACAGAGAAACUUUUGAAGCACUUGGAGGAAGAAACCAAAUCCCAAGCUGAGGAGUUAGCCCAGCUGGAAGCAAAACUGAAAAGGAAAAAUACAGAAUUGAAAAAAAUGGCUGAAUUCCACAGCAGUGCUAUUGAGAAGAUGCAAGAAGAGCAUAACACCACCAUGUGUAAACUUGGAGAGACCACUGCUGAAUUUGAAAUUUACAAAGCUCAUGUGACUGAAGAAAUUGCAUGCCUCAAACAAGAGAAGACGACUAUGCAGGAAAAGAUACUUGAGAUGAGCAAAACAAUCCAUCAGAGAACUGAAGUGGUGCAAGAGGUUCAACAGGCUAAAGUGCAGGCAAAGGAAGAAUGUGAAAGGAUGCUCCUGGAUGCCCACACAAAACUAGCCUUAAAAGAUGAGGAAAUAAAAAGAAUCAAGGAAUCAAGUGUUGAGCAAAUUGCUAAUCUACAAGCAAGACUAAAAAAGCAAAGUGAAGACUUCAAGAAGCAACUGGAGGUGGAAAGGAGAACUAUUGCAGAAAAAUUGGAAGCAGAUUAUAAAGAGGGCAUAGAAACCUGGCGUGUCCUUUAUGAAGACCUGUCUAAUAAAGUGAAACCUUUUCAGCAACAACUUGAUGCAUACGAGGCAGAGAAGAAUGCCCUUCUGAAUGAGCAUGGUGCUGCUCAAGAUGAGCUGAACAAAAUUAAUGAUGCCUAUGCUAAGUUGCUGGGCCAUCAGAAUCAGAAGCAAAAAAUCAAACAUGUAAUGAAACUGAAAGAAGAGAACAGCCAGCUGAAGCAGGAAUUAUCAAGGCUACGCUCCCAACUAGCAAAGGAAAAACAAGUUCGGGGAGAGCUCCAGGAUCAGAUUAAUGCAAUCCAGGGUGUCAAGCGAUUUGAUCCUUCAAAAGCUUUUCAGCACAGUGCAAAAGAAAACAUGGCUCUAAGAACACCUUUUCAAGAAAGAGGUAACAGAAGAAAAACCAAGCUGCUUUCUGCUGAAGAGGAAGAAAUGUACAGAAGCUUCAGGGACUGUGUUUGAGAAGAAGAUAACUGAGCUAUCUUAUUUGAAUUGUGUGUUUAUAUGUAGGAUAUAUCAGUGCAACUUGAUUAUUUGAUGGGGAUCGUUUAUAUAUAUAAUAAAGCAAUAAUAAAGCAAUUGACUAUAA